AAAAAAAAAAAAAAAAAAAAAAAAACAGGGAGAGUUUAUGAGUGAGCCAAAUUAUAUAUAUCGCAAGAAACUUCAGGACAGUACAUAACAGCAACUGCAGACACAAUUCAGGCCUUUUUUUUUGUUGCCUGCUGCGUAUAGCAUACAGAGAAAGCGCAAGAUAGCAGGGAUACUCUGAGCUUGGCUAGAAUAAGCCUGCGGUGUGGCAAUGAUGAAGUCUAGGGGCAAAAAGCAGGCGCAGGAUAAGCACGCUGCCAUGGCGGUUUAACGAAGCUCUGAUUAAGAAUUAAUAAAAAAAAAGUGGAGGUAGGAACACGAAGAAGAAAUUAGUGGCGACCGGUUUCCGACAAAAACUAUUGCCUGCAGCUGGAAGUGGAGCUUUCUGCGGUAGUGGUGUUGUAAGAAAGUGAGGCCUACAACGUUGUCGAAGUUGGUUCUUGUCUCGCACUCACACGAUGCUUUUCUGGUGAUCGAUUGAUUCCUCCAUUGUUAAGCAAAAAUAAAAAAUGAAGUUCAUGAAACUUGGCUCUCGCCCUGACACUUUCUACACAUCUGAGGCUGUAAGAUCCGUUUCGUCGGAAGUGGCGAGUGAUCUCAUCGUUCAAGUGAAGGGAAUCAGAUACCUCCUUCAUAAGUUUCCAUUGCUGUCGAAAUCCCUGCAUUUGCAGAGAUUAUGUUCGGAGAUCCCGGACCAAGAACCCACCCACCACAUCCAAAUUAUCCAGCUCCCGGACUUCCCCGGCGGCGCCGACGCCUUCGAGCUCUGCGCUAAAUUCUGCUACGGAAUUACUGUCACUCUCAGUGCCAGAAAUUUGGUCGCAAUCAGAUGCGCCGCCGAGUACCUCCAGAUGACGGAGGACGCCGACAAAGGCAACCUUAUCCACAAGGUCGAAGCUUUCUUCAAUUCCUGCAUCCUCAGAGGUUGGAAAGAUUCGACCGUUACGUUGCAGAGCACCAAAGCCUUCGCGCCAUGGUGUGAGGAUCUUACCAUAACCAGUAGAUGCAUCGAAUCCAUCGCUUCAAAAGUCCUCUUAAAUCCGUCGAAAAUAAGCUUAUCUUACAGCUAUUCGCGACGCGGAGGAUGUCGGGAUAAGCACAAGGAUAAGGACUGGUGGGCCGACGACUUGGCCGAAUUACCGAUCGAUCUUUACUGGCGAACAAUGGCUGCCAUCAAGUCCGGCGGGAAAGUCCCUGCCGCCCUCGUCGGCGACGCAUUGCGAAUUUACGCGUCGCGGUGGCUGCACCCGGAUGCGUCGACGAAAAAAAUCGACGAUUCUCGACUACUCGAUAUGACUGCGAAGCAUAGACUGCUUCUCGAAUCGAUCGUCAGCCUACUCCCCGUCGAAAAAGGCGCGGCGUCGUGCAGUUUCCUAUCGAAAUUAUUGAAGGCUGCAAACAUACUUAACGCGUCAUCGUCGUCGAAAAUUGAAUUGGCGCGACGGGUCGCGCUUCAAUUGGACGACGCCACCGUAGGCGAUUUGUUAAUACCCUCGCCGGAAAUCGACGAUAUGUUAUACGAUGUCGACGUAGUUAUUAUGAUACUUGAGCUGUUCAUGACGCAAGGGCAAAGCCCGCCGGCCAGCCCUACGAAACUCCGGGGGGAAUUCGAGCGUCGAAGGUCGCGAUCCGCGGAGAAUAUCGAUUCGAUGUUUCACGAGAGUCGGAGAUCAUCGUCGUCGGCGUCGCACGGCUCGAAGCUAAAGGUUGCAAAAAUCGUCGACGGGUAUCUACAAAAGAUCGCCGCCGACAAGAAUUUGCCUCUGUCGAAAUUCGUCGCUGUCGCCGAAAGUGUUCCCGAGUUCGCGAGGCUCGACCAUGACGAUCUCUACAAAGCCGUCGACGUUUACCUCAAGGACCAUCCCGAGCUCGGAAAAGCCGAAAGAAAGCGCGUUUGUCGAAUGCUCGACUGCAGGAAAUUAUCGGUCGAGGCGUGCAUGCACGCCGCGCAGAACGAGAUGCUCCCGUUGCGCGUCGUUGUGCAAGUCCUGUUCUUCGAGCAGGCGCGGGCUGCGACGGCAGGAGGACAAACAACGGAGCUGCCGGGCAACAUCAAGGCGCUAUUAGCGGCACGAAAGAAUCCAACGAAUGCGACUGCGCCGCAAGAAGAUCGGUGGAGCGUUUCGGGGAUAAGAUCGCCGAAAUCGAACCUGUCGACUCUCAAAUCGAAGCUCGACGAGGCUGACGAUCUGGGCGACAACUUCCUGGAUGGAAUCGAAAAGCCGUCGAAGCUCAAGGCGUUCUGCGCGACGCCAAAUAGAUCGAAAAGAAUGCUGAGCAAGCUGUGGCCGAUCAGCAGAAGUUCAAGCGAGAAGAAUUGAGGGAAUUCUGUGUUAUAGGAUUCGUCGAAUGUUGUUGUUUAAUCUUUUCGAUCGUAAAUUCUUAUUCAUUGUCGGGAUAGUCUAAGCUAUCGAAUAAACGACGACGACAGCGGCGGCGACGGCGACGGGAACGGUAAGUUAUGUUAGGGAAGUAUGACAUUGUAAGCUUAAAUUGUUGGCAAUAUGUUGUUUUUCAUGUGUUAAGAAUUCAAUCCUAAGUGAUGGGAAAGAGAUCGAUCUACAAGAAAACCUCAUAAAGGCGAGUCUUUUAGAUCUACAAGCCAUAAAGUGGUCUCGAAGAAGACUUACAACACACGUACACAACAAGGUAAAGAAAUUUUGAUUACCAAUUUGGUUUUUCUAUU
Messenger RNA from Andrographis paniculata, 2683 nucleotides. Its product is annotated as BTB/POZ domain-containing protein At1g67900. The record is from RefSeq and is a predicted model, not a curated record. Bases 507 to 2318 code for a protein of 603 amino acids. NCBI's taxonomy places the organism in Eukaryota, Viridiplantae, Streptophyta, Magnoliopsida, Lamiales, Acanthaceae. The transcript is spliced from 6 exons.